GAGAACAAGAAUGUGGAUUGCGUCAUAGUAAACGCUGUUUAUAGACGUAACAUUAACAAGUUCCAUUCGGCCACUUGCAGAGACAACGACCCAAACGGAAGUGAGUAUGAGGUGAAUCUCAGGAACUUGAAGUAGAGCAGAGAUGAGAAGCAGGAAGCAACAUACUAUCAAGCUACCGAUGGGAACACAUUUGUGUCAUGUGAGUAGACAUGACAGAAACAGCUUUCCUUAAAUUAUUUGUGGCAAUAGUGAUCACCUUCAUUUUAGUCCUGCCAGAAUUUUUCAAGACACCAAAAGAAAGAACCCGUGAGCUCUCCUGUCUGGAAGUGUGUUUCCUGCCUAAUUUCACCUCUCCGCUUUCUUCUUUCAAUUUUUCUUCUGUGGCUUUUCUGCAACCGGCAGAGGAAAUACAGACUAUUAUGGGAAUCUCUCCAAAUCACUCCAGUUUCCAAAGCUUCGCUGAGAUUUGCCGAGGCAUCACAAGUAGAUUGCCGAUGUGUUCCUUGUGUUUGGUUUGUGAAUCCAAAGGAGAUGUGGAUUUCACUUCUCAGGAACAAACAUCAAAAGGUCUUGUCAUGAGGGGAUCAAUGGAAGUGACGGCAAGUGAUUUGUCCUCACCCUGUCAGUAUUUUAACAUCACCGCCGCUCUUAUAGCUGACCCUGUGAAGGAAGACAACACUACCUGCACUCCCGAAACCCGUCCUGGAAAAGCCUCAGCUGUCGAUGAAGAUCUGGCCAGGAAAAAGUCUCUCAACCACACUUGUAGAUUUAUGAAAAGUACGAACAAUUGUGCUCACAUUUUCUUGCGCCUAGAAACGGAUGUAAAACCUGUCACUUGUUCCAUGAAGAUCACUUGGUACAUUUUAGUGCUAUUAGUUUUUAUGCUAAGCAUCAUCUUUAUUAUCCACAAAAUACUUGAAGACCACAGGAAAGUGCGGAGAUGGCAGAGUCAUAAGUACAAAUCUACAUCUGGUCUCUUAAGAGGAGGUGGCUCUGUGAAGCUGAGCACUUUGAGCAUGAGGGUUAUUCCAGAGUCCACUCAAAGGUUACCCUUAGUGCGGGUCAUGGAAGAGCUCCCCCCAAUACCAGAGCUUGAAGUCGCUUCUGCUGCGCACCAGCAAGAUCAAUAUACACCGUGAGUGAUGCUCAACUCUAUUGACUAUUCGACUUGUGCAUUAGAAACCUGGAUGGAAUCGGAGGUCUCCGGUUGACCCUCAUCAACGUUUCUGUUUGGGUGGAGAACACAGACGUGAUAAACUUGAGAAGCCAGCCCAUUGGAAUUGGGUGACAAGAGCUAAAGAGCCUAUUUUCUCCAAGAUUUAGGAAGGAUCAGCAGACUAAUCUCUCAGUCUGUUAGACUAAUCUCUCGGUCUGUUCAGCUGUCCCUGAAAUGUCAGCUCAUCCCUUGGCAUCCCUUGUCUUGGAGUUGAGCUGUAAGUCAGUCAGAGCAGGAGAAAAGGGAGCAUGGGAUUUGUUCAGUUGAGCCCGUCUACCUGGUCACUGAAGUAAAACUAUAAAUUUAGCAUCGAAUAGUCUAGACGAAUGUGCCUCGACUUGAUAUAUUCUAAUCUAAAAGGAUGCUCAGGAGUGCCUUAGAGAUGCUUCUCACUCACUCAGCAAAUAUGUGGUCAGAGACUGCAAUGCCAUACAGUCAUGUACGGUAUAUAAAGAUGGUAACAGGAAAGAAGAGGGAAAGAAGCUCUCUCUGGAGACCUCCCGUUGAGCACUAUCAUGGCUGGCUAUGUCACAAAUUCAUAGUACUUGAGAUAUUAUCAGUCCAGGUUCUAGCCGGAAACCGGUAUUUUAUUCAAAUUGCAUCAAGGAGUCAAAAAUGUUGAGUCAAGAAGAGUUUGAUAAAAGGGUCAAUUAAUAUGGAAACUCUGGAGGAGGAGAAUAUAUUUGUGUGGGAAGAAUUGUCUGAUAAGAAGUUUGACCUCAAAGGCUACCAUAGCCUUUGGAUGCCCUGAAGAGAGAAAAAAAUGAAAGCUCUGGUUUUCCCUUUCUCAGCUGUGCCAGUGUUCUCCACUGGUCAGGGCCAUCCAGGGAUAGAUACGCUAAGCCAAGCUGAGGUGGCUUGUGUAGCCUCGGCAAGGCAGGAAGCGGGUGGAAGGAAUCAGAGAGCAGAUUUGGAGAUUUAGUUGAGGAUCCUGCCCAAAUGGUCAAUAUGCAAAAUGGAAACCUAGUGACGUGGAUCCAUUUGUGUUCCAGAAGAAAGUUGGGGGCAGGUGGGGCGGUGUUAGUGCUGUCAGGGCUUGCUGUUGGCUAGAAAUGUCUAGGUUUGAUUAAUAAGUGUGCCAAGGAAAUAUUCCUGAGCUCUAGGUCUGAUACCUCCCAAGCUGGUCCUCACACAGGGACUGUUCAAGCUCACAGAUAAACAUGCUCUGAUUUGAUCAUUCAACCCAAACAUGGGCUUUGUGUCAAGAACUCUACUCGCUGACACAAGUAACAAGGGAGUUAGCGGGGAGGUUAGAGUAGAGAAACUACAUGUUUGUAAAGUAACGAAUGUAACCUAGCAGGGUCUAGAAGCACUUACGAUGGAGACAGAAGUCAUAAGACAAGAUGCCUAGUGUUUGCUAGAUCCCUAAUAAACAGAGGAAAUGGAAGAAUCAUUCCACUGCUGUCCUACUGUUACUGUGGGCUGUCAUAACAGAGAGAGGCCUGAACCAACUCUUACAUUUCCAUUGAAAAGAAGACAAAAGUCCUGUGGUGGAGGAGGCAAGGGGAACUCUAGGUUUCUUUUGUCCCGUGCUUGCAAGUCUCUCAUUGUUUCAAUGCUGUCCUUGAAGGGAUAGAGAAGGGGCAUUGUAUAGCACAGUGGUGGAUAGAAGACCUAAUCACUGACAGAGGGAUAUUAUAAGAAUCAGCAUUUGAAAUGAAUGGUUUGACAUUAUUCUCCACUCAUUCUAAUUUAGACAACACUUUAAAAACUAUUUCGGUAAAUUAUAUUUGAUUUCAUUUAAAAACAAACUUUCAGGCUAUUCUUGGACAAUCUGGACUGAAGACUCUGAGGAGUAAUGAGAAUUUUAUUUUGGGACUGAGUGGGCUGAUAAAUGCUUAGAUCCAACUGAGGAAGUACUGAUAGGUGAAUGGCGGGGCUAAGACCCUGGCUGAGGUGAAGGAACUGGAGAGCGUCUAUCUGACCCACGAGAUCAAGGGAACAAGAGCAUGUCGAGAGCUGCUGUGAGCCGUGGAAGACAAGCCCAUGAGAGAGGAAGAGGGUGCUCACCUUUACCACCCAUCAUCAUCUUGCGUAGCAUGGACAUGAGGUCUUCAUUCUGAGGAGCCAAUGACCAUGGAUGAAAAUCCCCUCUCAUUGGGUCAUGUUCCAGGUGCAGGAUAGUCUUUCCUACACAGACGAUGGGUUUGUAUUUGGCAAGUUACUUAAGAGGGCCUGAGUAUUUAUUCAUACAUUUAUUUGCAUUUAUACCUCUUACCUCUUUUUGGCAUAAGACUGUUUUUAUUAAAAAAAACAAAAAACCUUUCAAGGAUAUUGAAAUAAAAAUAAUUGAAAUG
This is a messenger RNA of Mus musculus (house mouse), 3513 nucleotides long. It is a transcript of the gene Tmem156, whose product is annotated as transmembrane protein 156. The coding region runs from base 210 to 1139 and encodes 309 amino acids. The transcript has 7 exons. Lineage: Eukaryota; Metazoa; Chordata; Mammalia; Rodentia; Muridae. The record is from RefSeq and is a predicted model, not a curated record.